CCAGGGUCACCCAGCGGACGAGGGGGCGGAGCCGGGAUUAGAACCCAGGACCUUUCAAGUCCCAGGCCGGGGCUCUCCCCACCAGGGGGCCGUUGGGGUCCGGCUCGUCUCCGCGGGUCCGUCCAUUCAUCCGGUAGUAUGUAUGGAGCGCUUCCUGGGUGCAGAGCGCUGUCCUGAGCGCUUAAGCCUGCCCCCCCCCCCGACGGGCACGCGGCUUUAGCGGUUAGCGCCCGGGCCGGGGAGUCGGCGGACCCGGGUUCGAGCCGGGUCCCCGGGGCCGGUCGCUCCGCUCCCCUCGUCCGUCAGACGGGGAUGAAGAGCGCCUGCCGCCGGCCCUAAUGGUUCCGGGGUCCGCGCGGGGGUGGGCGCCAGCGCGGGUCCCGCAGGCUACGAUGCCGUCGCGGAGCGUGGCCUCGGCCGGGGGCUCCGGCAGCAAGGUGAAGUACUCGAGGCUGGCCAGCACCGACGACGGCUACAUCGACCUCCAGUUCAAGAAGAGCCCGCCGCGGGUGCCCUACAAGGCCAUCGCCCUGGCGGUGGUCCUCUUCGCCGUGGGCACGCUGCUCAUCGCCAUCGGCGCCCUCCUGCUCGCCGGAUACCUCAGCAAGGGCGGUGCGGACCGGGCGGUGCCCGUCCUGAUCAUCGGCAUCCUGGUCUUCCUGCCCGGCUUCUACCACCUGCGCAUCGCCUACUACGCCUCCCGGGGCUACCGGGGCUACUCCUACGACGACAUUCCCGAUUUUGACGACUAGGGCCCGGGGCGGAGCCCGCCCUCCCGGGGCGACGCCGGGUCGGGUCCCACGCGGGGCCCCGGGGU
Molecule: messenger RNA, 817 nt
Organism: Ornithorhynchus anatinus (platypus)
Lineage: Eukaryota; Metazoa; Chordata; Mammalia; Monotremata; Ornithorhynchidae
Gene: TMEM230
Product: transmembrane protein 230
Exons: 3
Coding region: 339-752 (137 amino acids)
Biological process (GO): synaptic vesicle transport
Cellular component (GO): endomembrane system; synaptic vesicle
Source: RefSeq, a predicted model, not a curated record